Molecule: messenger RNA, 1210 nt
Organism: Onthophagus taurus
Lineage: Eukaryota; Metazoa; Arthropoda; Insecta; Coleoptera; Scarabaeidae
Source: RefSeq, a predicted model, not a curated record
AUGUUGUUUAAGAUAUUCUUAAUAAUCAAUGUACAUUUCGUUUUAGCGGAAAAUAUUUUAUUUGUGAAUUUGGUGCCAUCUCCGAGUCAUCAUAUUUGGAACGAAGCGUUAAUCGAGGGUGUGUUGAAGUGUUAUUUACCCUUAAUCGAUCAUUUUAAUAAUCAACCCGCAAUCGGAGUAACAGCGUUUGGUUUACAAACAUAUUUAAAUGAUAUAAUUGGCGAAUCAAUCCAAAUUUAUACUCCUUAUUACGGUUUACCUUACACCGACAAAAUGAAUUUAUUUCAAAGAUUUUGUAGCAUUUUUUACACAACAAUCGAGCGCUUAUCCAGAUUUUAUUACCUCCCAAAAUUAGAUGAAAUAAAUAAAAAAGUUUUCGGCGAAAACGUUCGAAAAAUUAACGAAUUAGGAAACGAAAUUUCAUUAAUUUUCCCUAAUGAUGACCCAAUAUUAGAUUACCCAAAACCAAACGUCCCAAAUGUCAUUCAAAUCGGUGGAGUACAUUUAAAAGAAAUAAAUCAAUCAGCAACAAAAAUCGAUGAAAAUUUAGAAAAGAUUUUAAAUAAUUCUGUUGAAGGAAUCGUUUUUGUUUCAUUAGGUUCAAAUUUUCAACCGAAAUUUUAUAAAGACCACGUAAAAAGUGCUUUCAUCGAAGCAUUUUCGAAAUUAAAUCUAACUGUUUUAUGGAAAUUUGAUGAUAUCGUAACUUCAAAAAAUGUUAUCGUUAAAAAUUGGUUCCCUCAAAGCGAUAUUUUAGCCCACCCGAAUACAAAACUUUUUAUAACUCAUUGCGGUGCUUUAAGUUCCCAAGAAACUAUAUUUAGGGGAAUUCCAAUAAUCGGAAUACCCCUAUUUCAUGAUCAAUAUUAUAGAAGCGCGAAAUUUGAAGAAAUUGAAGCAGGAAUUAUUUUAAACUAUAAAGAAAUUACAGCGAAUAAACUUUAUGAAUCAAUCAAUGAAGUUUUGAUGAAUUCAAGAUAUAAAGAAAAUAUGAUGAAGUUAUCGUCUUUGUACAAAAAUCAGCCUUUAAAACCGCUUGAUAAGUUUUUAAUGUGGUUUGAUUAUUUAUUAAAAAAUGGUGAUUUACGCAAUCUUUCGGUUGCGGGAAGAAAAAUGAGUUGGUAUCAAACGAAUAAUUAUGAUAUCUUGGGAUUAAUUGUGGUUAUUGUUGUUGUGGUAAAAAUGUUGGUGAAUAAAUUGGUUUUUAACG